This is a messenger RNA of Paracoccidioides brasiliensis Pb18, 750 nucleotides long. RefSeq lists its product as uncharacterized. The transcript has 2 exons. Bases 1 to 750 code for a protein of 249 amino acids. The record is from RefSeq and is a predicted model, not a curated record.
AUGGGGCAAACCAGGCGAUUCGGCGGGGAUUGGGGCCAGGAGGGGGCCAGGAUAGGGGAUAGGGCAGGCAGUUACGUGCACAUAUUAAUUUGGGGGGUCACUAGACAACAGUUUAACUUCCUCUUGCUCCCUCUCGCUCCCUCUCCCUCUCGCUCCCUCUUUGACUGGCGAUGGCGAUGGAGGACGCCCACCACACGAAACAACGCGUUGGUUCCCCUGGCGCCCCUGGAACACUCCUGCAGCCGGGCCUGUUCAGCGGGCACGACUGAGCAGCGACUGCAGUGGGAACAAGCCAAUGGUGCGCCCGUCCCUGGCCCUGGCCCUGGCCCUGGCCCUGGGGACCGGAUUAAGGUGGAGCCAACACGACAUGCUGCGACUCUGGGUGUCGAGCCCUCCAGAGCCCUCCCUCCUGGCUUUUCGGUGCCCUCAGCCAACUGCUUGCCCGAUCCCAGUCCUGGCGAUUCGGUCUUUACGUUCCUCAGGCACCUACACCUACCCGUUCAUUUCCUGCUCCUCAUCCUCGGAGCCUGUCCCUCAGGAGCCAAAGAAGCAGAGAGUCAAAAGAGUCAAACCUCAACAGGCUCAAACUUUGCCAGAAACAACCCUUUCCCCCCCGUCUGGACUCCGUUCCAUCAGGCAGCUUCCUCUGAUUGGGCGCAGAUCCUUCAGAUGGCUCUGAUCCCUCGCGUCCCAGCCGCUGACUCGCUGACUGGCUCCAUGAAGCAAUCCCUGUCUGGUACCUGGCCCUAA